Molecule: messenger RNA, 762 nt
Organism: Pochonia chlamydosporia 170
Lineage: Eukaryota; Fungi; Ascomycota; Sordariomycetes; Hypocreales; Clavicipitaceae
Product: enolase-phosphatase
Exons: 3
Coding region: 1-762 (253 amino acids)
Molecular function (GO): magnesium ion binding; acireductone synthase activity
Source: RefSeq, a predicted model, not a curated record
AUGCUUGCUAAAAGCUUCGCUGAGUUCAGCGCUUUCGUCCUGGAUAUUGAGGGGACCGUUUGCCCAAUAACAUUUGUUCAUGAUGUCCUGUUUCCUUACGCCAUAAGAGCGCUUCCUCCAUAUCUUGAUCAGCACUGGGAUGAUACUGGGUUUGCUCAAUACCGCAAUGAGUUCCCUGAAGAGUGCCGUAAUGACCGUUUGGCGUUGGAGAAACAUGUCCGAGACUUGGUGGCUGCCGAUAUCAAAGCCCCUUACUUAAAGGCUCUUCAAGGUCUUUUGUGGCAGGCUGGCUAUGAUUCGGGGGAACUAAAGGCUCCUAUAUUCCUGGACGUGGCUCCCUUCAUCAUCGCAGCCCAUAGUGCUGGGAAAAAGGUUAUCAUUUACUCUUCUGGAUCCGUUCCGGCACAGAAACUCUUUUUUGGUCACACCACCGCUCAACCAUCCGAUCUGUCGCCAUUCAUAUCCAGCUGGUUUGACACUGUCAAUGCAGGCCCCAAAACGGAUAAAAACAGUUAUGCUACGAUUUUAUCCACUCAUUCGGACAUUGAGGCUUCCCGGUGGCUCUUUUUGAGCGACAAUCUUAACGAAGUCAAGGCCGCCCUUGCAUCGGGGAUGUAUAGUCUUCCGGUGUCUCGGCCAGGAAAUGCACCUUUGUCUCCUGAUAGUAACUUAUCCAGCAUUGCGAUUUCUGAUUUUUCACCGGGGUCUGAAGCCAAGAUCCAAGAGUCUCUAGCUGCGUUAGCAGCAGCCAGGAAAGGUUGA